AUGGGUUUUCGUUUACCUGGUAUCAGAAAAACAUCCCAUGCUACAAUCCAAGCAUCUUCGAAAGCUGUGGACGUGCCAAAGGGCUACCUUGUAGUCUAUGUUGGAGAGAAAUUGAAGCGGUUCAUGAUCCCUGUAUCAUACUUGAACAAACCUUCCUUUCAAGAUUUGUUGAGUCGAGCUGAGGAAGAAUUUGGGUAUGACCAUCCAAUGGGUGGUCUCACAAUUCCUUGUGGAGAAGAUGUGUUCUUAGAUAUCACUUCUAGCUUCAAUAGGAGCUAA
This is a messenger RNA of Sphenostylis stenocarpa, 279 nucleotides long. NCBI's taxonomy places the organism in Eukaryota, Viridiplantae, Streptophyta, Magnoliopsida, Fabales, Fabaceae. The record is from the annotation of a GenBank genome assembly.